Meloidogyne enterolobii is the source of this 570-nucleotide messenger RNA. The record is from the annotation of a GenBank genome assembly. Lineage: Eukaryota; Metazoa; Nematoda; Chromadorea; Rhabditida; Meloidogynidae.
AUGACUGCAUCAGCUAAUACCGAAUUGCCUUCUGACUCGGAAUUGGUUGUUCCGCAGGAGCUUACGCUCUCUACACCUUGGCUUAAAGCUGUAGUUGUCUAUAUGGGUGCUAAAUGUGAAAAGGAAAUGAAUGAAUUCAUGCUUUUACGUCGAGAGUAUGGGAAUGACCCUCGAAAGGUGUUAAAAGAGGGUAGAGAAGUAACUGCAUGUGGUGUUAACUUUAUUAGGGAACUUCGCAGAAACUGUCUUAAAGAGGUGACUGACUACGCAAAAUGUUUGGAUGAUUGUCGUGGAGGUGAAAUGUUGAUACCUUAUUGUCGACGUCUUCAAUAUCCAUUAGACAUUUGUGUAGAAGAAAAAAUGGGCAUAAAACGUCCAACGGUUGGAUAUUUUAGUAAAUUGCAUGUACACGAAAGUCAGAAAGAACAGCCUCCAAGACCUGAAUAUCCGCGUAAUUAUCGUGAGGAAUUCUCUAAAGUGAUGGAUGAAUUGCCUGAAAAUUAUCCUAUUAAAUUAGACAAUUAUAAGAGAUACCGGCCAUAUUAUAAUACUUUUACCGAAAACGAUUAG